Molecule: messenger RNA, 4019 nt
Organism: Homo sapiens (human)
Lineage: Eukaryota; Metazoa; Chordata; Mammalia; Primates; Hominidae
Gene: PTPRH
Product: protein tyrosine phosphatase receptor type H
Exons: 19
Coding region: 120-3512 (1130 amino acids)
Cellular component (GO): plasma membrane; apical plasma membrane; microvillus
Molecular function (GO): cadherin binding; protein tyrosine phosphatase activity
Source: RefSeq, a predicted model, not a curated record
CAGCUCCCUAAGCUCUGCUCCUGCCAUGCUCCCCCUUCUCUCCUCGACCCAGGAAAGACGGUCGAGGUCGUGACAGCCCAGCCUAACACCGGCCCCUCCUUCCCAUGCAAGGGUGACUCAUGGGGCGGGGACCAGCCGCUCCUCCCAGCCCCUCGGCCUCACUGGGCGGAGGAGUGGUUGAGAGGCUGACUCCGUUUUCUCUGGGUUCCCUCCAGGGCCUGUGCAGCUGGACAGGGGCCAGGGCGCCUGCCCCCAACCCAGGGAGGAACCUGACAGUGGAGACUCAGACCACCAGCUCCAUCUCCCUGAGCUGGGAGGUCCCCGAUGGCCUAGACUCACAGAACUCCAACUACUGGGUUCAGUGUACUGGAGACGGCGGCACAACAGAGACUCGAAACACAACAGCCACCAACGUCACCGUGGAUGGCCUUGGACCCGGGUCAUUGUAUACGUGUUCUGUGUGGGUGGAGAAAGACGGAGUAAAUAGCUCUGUGGGGACUGUCACUACUGCCACAGCUCCCAACCCAGUGAGGAACCUGAGAGUGGAGGCUCAGACCAACAGCUCCAUCGCCCUGACCUGGGAGGUCCCCGACGGCCCAGACCCACAGAACUCCACCUACGGGGUUGAGUACACUGGAGAUGGUGGCAGAGCAGGGACUCGAAGCACAGCACACACUAACAUCACCGUGGAUGGACUUGAACCCGGGUGUUUGUAUGCGUUUUCCAUGUGGGUGGGAAAGAAUGGAAUCAACAGCUCCCGGGAGACUCGAAAUGCCACCACAGCUCACAACCCAGUGAGGAACCUGAGAGUGGAGGCUCAGACCACCAGCUCCAUCUCCCUGAGCUGGGAGGUCCCCGAUGGCACAGACCCACAGAACUCGACCUACUGCGUUCAGUGCACUGGAGAUGGUGGCAGAACAGAGACUCGAAACACAACAGACACCAGAGUCACCGUGGAUGGCCUUGGACCCGGGUCAUUGUAUACGUGUUCUGUGUGGGUGGAGAAAGACGGAGUAAAUAGCUCUGUGGAGAUUGUCACUAGUGCCACAGCUCCCAACCCAGUGAGAAACCUGACAGUGGAGGCUCAGACCAACAGCUCCAUCGCCCUGACCUGGGAGGUCCCCGAUGGCCCAGACCCACAGAACUCCACCUACGGGGUUGAGUACACUGGAGAUGGUGGCAGAGCAGGGACUCGAAGCACAGCACACACCAACAUCACCGUGGAUAGACUUGAACCCGGGUGUUUGUAUGUGUUUUCCGUGUGGGUGGGGAAGAAUGGAAUCAACAGCUCCCGGGAGACUCGAAAUGCCACCACAGCCCCCAACCCAGUGAGAAACCUCCAUAUGGAGACUCAGACCAACAGCUCCAUCGCCCUAUGCUGGGAAGUCCCCGAUGGCCCAUACCCUCAGGACUACACCUACUGGGUAGAGUACACUGGAGACGGUGGUGGCACAGAGACCCGAAACACAACAAAUACCAGUGUGACAGCUGAGAGACUUGAGCCCGGAACCUUGUACACAUUCUCUGUAUGGGCAGAAAAAAAUGGAGCACGUGGCUCCAGGCAGAAUGUCAGCAUCUCCACAGUCCCCAACGCAGUGACAAGCCUCAGCAAGCAGGACUGGACCAACAGCACCAUUGCUUUGCGCUGGACAGCUCCCCAGGGCCCAGGCCAGUCUUCCUACAGCUACUGGGUCUCAUGGGUCAGGGAAGGCAUGACUGACCCCAGGACCCAAAGCACCUCAGGUACUGACAUCACCCUAAAGGAACUGGAAGCUGGCAGCCUGUACCACCUCACCGUCUGGGCCGAGAGGAAUGAGGUCAGAGGCUAUAACAGCACCCUCACUGCAGCCACUGCUCCCAAUGAGGUCACAGAUCUCCAGAAUGAAACUCAGACUAAGAACUCAGUCAUGCUGUGGUGGAAGGCCCCUGGAGACCCCCACUCUCAGUUGUACGUAUACUGGGUCCAGUGGGCCAGCAAGGGACAUCCCCGGAGGGGGCAAGAUCCCCAAGCGAAUUGGGUCAACCAGACCAGCAGGACCAAUGAGACGUGGUACAAAGUGGAGGCCCUGGAACCCGGGACGUUGUACAAUUUCACCGUGUGGGCAGAGAGGAAUGACGUAGCCAGUUCCACGCAGAGCCUCUGUGCGUCCACAUACCCAGACACAGUCACCAUCACUUCCUGUGUCAGCACCUCAGCGGGCUAUGGAGUCAACUUGAUCUGGUCCUGCCCCCAGGGAGGCUACGAGGCCUUUGAGUUGGAGGUGGGAGGACAGCGGGGCUCCCAGGACAGAUCUUCAUGUGGGGAGGCUGUGUCUGUGUUGGGUCUCGGGCCGGCUCGGUCCUACCCAGCCACCAUCACGACCAUCUGGGACGGAAUGAAGGUCGUGUCUCACUCUGUGGUCUGCCACACCGAGAGUGCAGGGGUCAUUGCCGGAGCCUUUGUGGGCAUCCUCCUGUUUCUCAUCCUCGUGGGCCUGCUGAUUUUCUUCCUGAAGAGGAGGAAUAAGAAGAAGCAGCAGAAACCAGAACUCAGGGAUCUGGUCUUUAGCUCCCCAGGGGACAUCCCAGCUGAAGACUUCGCUGACCACGUCAGGAAGAAUGAGAGGGACAGCAACUGUGGUUUUGCAGACGAGUACCAGCAACUCUCCCUGGUGGGCCACAGCCAGUCUCAGAUGGUGGCUUCGGCUUCAGAGAACAACGCCAAGAACCGCUACAGAAAUGUGCUGCCCUAUGACUGGUCCCGGGUGCCCCUGAAGCCCAUCCAUGAGGAGCCAGGCUCUGACUACAUCAAUGCCAGCUUCAUGCCCGGUCUCUGGAGCCCCCAGGAGUUCAUUGCAACCCAGGGUCCCCUGCCACAGACAGUGGGUGACUUCUGGCGCCUGGUGUGGGAACAGCAGAGCCACACCCUGGUCAUGCUGACCAACUGCAUGGAGGCCGGCCGGGUGAAGUGUGAGCAUUACUGGCCUCUGGACUCGCAGCCCUGCACCCAUGGGCACCUGCGGGUAACCCUGGUAGGUGAGGAAGUGAUGGAGAACUGGACGGUGCGGGAACUGCUGCUCCUCCAGGUGGAGGAGCAGAAGACACUGUCUGUGCGCCAAUUCCACUACCAGGCCUGGCCGGAUCACGGCGUUCCCUCCUCCCCAGACACCUUGCUGGCUUUCUGGAGGAUGCUUCGGCAGUGGCUGGAUCAGACCAUGGAGGGAGGCCCACCCAUUGUGCACUGCAGUGCUGGCGUGGGUCGCACAGGAACCCUCAUUGCCCUGGACGUCCUGCUCCGGCAGCUGCAGUCCGAGGGUCUCCUUGGGCCCUUCAGCUUUGUAAGGAAGAUGAGAGAGAGUCGGCCGUUGAUGGUGCAGACUGAGGCUCAGUACGUAUUCCUGCAUCAGUGCAUCCUGCGGUUCCUCCAACAGUCAGCCCAGGCCCCAGCCGAGAAGGAAGUCCCGUAUGAGGAUGUCGAAAACCUCAUCUACGAGAACGUGGCCGCCAUCCAGGCCCACAAGUUGGAGGUCUAAGUGACGAGGGGGCUGGGUCGGCAGCCCAGGCAUCCUCAAGCUCUGGACACCCACUUGAGCCCAGAUUCCUGGAAGAGCAGAGGGCUGGGCUCCCAGACUCCUGGGUGCUGUGGGAGGAGGGGGCUGGUAUCCCAAACUCUGGUUUCCCCAGGAGAGAGUGGUCUGGUGGGCUUCAGAUGAGUCCUAUGGGAGCUGGGGAUCUGGAUUCCUGGUUCCCUGAAGGAGGAGAGGGAUGAUAGCUUGGAUUCCCUAGGUCUUUCCAGGAUGCAGAAAGAAACAGGCUGGGGCCUGGAUUCUGAGGCAGGAAGGAAUUUGGGUCUGGAGUUCUGGCUACUUGAGGACCAAAGGCAGGAAGGAUCCUGCCUUGAUUUUACUUCAGAAACCAAAUCAGUCUUCUAUAAUCUGGGGUCGGAGGGAGUCCCUGUGCCCAAGGUCUCUCUGCACCCCACCAUCCACAUGUAUUUUUCCUUCUAUCCCAUAAUUUAUUAAAUCACUGUUCUCCCCAGA